Micropterus salmoides (largemouth bass) is the source of this 2473-nucleotide messenger RNA. It is a transcript of the gene pou4f1, whose product is annotated as POU class 4 homeobox 1. Lineage: Eukaryota; Metazoa; Chordata; Actinopteri; Centrarchiformes; Centrarchidae. The transcript has 2 exons. Gene Ontology annotation, biological process: regulation of transcription by RNA polymerase II. Bases 186 to 1298 code for a protein of 370 amino acids. The record is from RefSeq and is a predicted model, not a curated record. Gene Ontology annotation, molecular function: DNA-binding transcription factor activity, RNA polymerase II-specific; RNA polymerase II cis-regulatory region sequence-specific DNA binding.
UGAGAGACUGCAGGCAUCUCUGUGAUCUCCGGGCUCAAGGCUGCACUCGGCGCACUACACAGCGAACUACACGGCAUCAUUACUGGAUAGGCAAAGGACCACUGUGUAUCUAUGACUAUUUUCCAGCUCUUGUAGCCGUUUCCCCCCCUUUUUCCCGUGCACUUUAAUUGGAGAACCUCGCCAAGAUGAUGUCCAUGAACAGCAAACAGCCGCACUUCGCCAUGCAUCCCUCUUUACCCGAGCACAAGUACACCACCCUGCAUUCCAGCUCGGAAGCUAUAAGGAGAGCCUGCCUACAAACUCCACAGCUGCAGAACAACAUAUUUGCGAGCCUGGAUGAGACCCUGCUGGCCCGGGCUGAGGCUUUGGCGGCCGUGGACAUCGCCGUGUCCCAGGGCAAGACGCACCCGUUCAAGCCCGACGCCACCUACCACACGAUGAGCACAGUGCCAGUGCCAUGCUCGUCGACAUCCACUGUCCCACUGGCCCACCACCACCAUCAUCACCACCACCACCAUCACCAGAACCUGGAGCCCCCGGACAUCAUGGACCACCUCAGCUCGCCGUCCCUUGCCCUGAUGUCCAGUGCGCACGACGGGACCGGCGGUGGAGGUGGCGGGGGCGGCGGAGGUGGCGGCGGAGGGCUCAUCUCCACCUCCUCCCACCCGCACUCUCACAUGCACGGCUUGGGUCACCUCUCCCACCAGGCUAUGAGCAUGAACUCGCCUCUCACCCACCACGGGCUCUUACCGGGCCAUCACGGAGGGGGUCAAGGCGGCCCAGGUCUCACUAACACCGGACUCCCCUCCAUCAAUGACUCGGACACAGACCCAAGGGAGCUGGAGGCUUUUGCGGAGCGCUUCAAGCAGCGGAGGAUCAAGCUUGGGGUGACCCAGGCGGACGUGGGCGGCGCUCUGGCUAAUCUCAAAAUCCCCGGCGUGGGAUCACUGAGCCAAAGUACAAUUUGUCGAUUCGAGUCGUUAACUCUCUCCCACAACAACAUGAUUGCGCUCAAACCUAUCCUUCAGGCCUGGCUGGAGGAGGCCGAGGGGGCCCAAAGGGAGAAAAUGAGCAAACCUGACAUUUACAACGGAGGGGAGAAGAAACGCAAGAGGACCUCGAUAGCGGCCCCAGAAAAGAGGUCUUUGGAGGCUUACUUCGCCGUACAGCCUCGACCGUCGUCCGAGAAAAUAGCAGCUAUUGCUGAAAAGUUGGACCUGAAAAAAAAUGUGGUGCGAGUGUGGUUUUGUAACCAAAGACAGAAGCAGAAGAGAUUGAAAUUUUCAGCUACUCACUGAUGGGUGAGGAAAAGAAAAGAAAAAGUUGUGUGACUGAAUUUGGGGACCAAGGGACACUAAGACACCAUUUUCAGUCUUUUGUCUCCAGCGAUUUUACACGUUGGUACACAAUGGGCUUUAGAUACCCAUUUUAUUAUGAGGCUUCAUAUAUCUUGUUUAUUUUCACGUUAUCGGUGAAUGUGAAGUAUGCAAAUAACAGAUUACACAAAUUUCGCUCAGUUGUUUCGAGGGAAAAGUUUAGCGACGUCGACAUUGCCUUUUAAAUCACGUGGAAAGAGGUAAUUUGCUUGAUACUAUAGCGAGUUAUUUUCUCCAAAUAGGCCUAUUAUUUGAAGUAAUAUAGCCAUUUACGAAUUACCUCAUUGAUUGUUGAACUGUGUUUUGGUUUGAUUUUUGUCGUUGUUGGUAGAAUAAUUCAUGAAUCUGUUCAUUUAUUCACCAGUUCAGUUUGGAGGCUGCUAUAAACUCAAAUUUAGUUGCAAACAUUUAUGGCUAACGAACAAAAUGUAGGCCUGCAUGAAAUCCGUAUUCACGGGCAGUAAUUUAGCCUCUAUAGGCUGUUACAUCUAUAGAUAUAUUUAUUUUGAAUUUGCACAAAAGACCCCUUAGGUUUAUAGAUCGGUUAUUUCGAAAUGAUUUUGUAUAUACAGACAUCACUUUGUCACCUAUCAGAGUUGAGCUCCUGUAUUUUGGAAAUAAAUUAUGGGUCUAUCAACACCAUUGGCAUCACUUGGAAAAGUUUCAAACACAUCCAGAGAGCACGAAAGCCUUGUCAGCUUCAUCAAGGAGAGAUCAAAAUGGAAAAAAGAAAAAACUAAGUUUUCUUUCAAGUGUUUCAGUUUGCAGUGCAAACACACUAUGCAUUGGAAAAAAAACUCACUGCGUACAGUAGAGCUGUCUACUGGUAGACCUGAUGUUGUGGAUGGUGUAAGUCACUGUUAAAUGCCUGUUUUCACAUUAAGAUCACCACGUUGUUUGUCGUGUUAAUUGUUACGGAAACGUUGUGUAAGUAAUAUUUUACUUUGUGCACAAGUAUGUUUACAAAUCUGCGGCGUUCAUGGAAAAUGUCCCACUGUCUCCUUCCCUCUCUCACAACUUCUCCACUCUCCUCUGUUGUCCUCUUACUUUCCUUGGUACUAUUCAUCCUGUAAGCCAAAUCCAACAGGGAGGUGUGU